Phytophthora infestans T30-4 is the source of this 2589-nucleotide messenger RNA. RefSeq names its product Sulfate Permease (SulP) Family. The transcript is spliced from 3 exons. The coding region runs from base 1 to 2589 and encodes 862 amino acids. Lineage: Eukaryota; Oomycota; Peronosporomycetes; Peronosporales; Peronosporaceae. The record is from RefSeq and is a predicted model, not a curated record. Gene Ontology annotation, cellular component: membrane.
AUGGAGACGGAUGCACUGCCGCUGGAGCGCGGCGGCGUGGAGAUGACGACGCUGCUGCAGCCCGCGGGGUCGCCCCCAGUUCACGCCGUCUCGCAGGAAAACCUCACGCCCACGCACCAGAAGAUGCAACUCAUGCGGCGCGUACGCAGCGUGCAAGACGCCGCCAAACAUGGACUGCUUUUGAGCUCUCAGAGCCGCAGUACAAGCCGCCCCGGUCAAUACGGAGCCGUUAAAUCAUUACUACUCGACGUUGUCGUGAACGGGACGUCAGGCGUGAUUGCGUUUUUACUAUCGUCGACACUUGCAGUGUCCUGUGCCAGUGUUGUCGUGGGCCACGGAACGCCAUUGGCCACAGUAAUCGCCCACUUCAUCGACAUUAACCUUCUCGGUACUGCGAUUUUGUCGGUGGUUCUAGCUUGGCAAAGUUGCGCGCCAUGGACAUUAGGUGCCAUCGAUGUGUUCGUGGCGCCAGUAAUGGCCGAGAUGGCCGAGAAAAUCUCGCACCAUUUGCAUGGAGAUCUGGAAAAAGUGGUGCCCACCACAGUCGUGAUGGUCGCCAUCACCUCCAUGAUUCUAGGCCUCGUCUUCUUCUUAAUGGGGUUGUUUCGAGUCACAUCCAUCGCAAACUACAUGCCGUAUCCGGUAAUUGCAGGUUUCUUAUCCGGAAUCGGAGCGCAAUUAAUGAAGAACGGAGUGCACAUGGCGUCCAGUAAAGCGGUGACAGCGGCGUUCUUCACGUGGAAAGUGCAGCUGCUGUUACUCCCCGCAGUGGCUUUCGCUGGCUUGGCUAGACUUGGUCAGUACUUGAAAUUCCCCGUGGCUUUCUCCUUCCCGUGUUUACUAGCUCUGUCCCUUGUGGGAUUCCAAGUCAUUGCCUCCAUGUAUGGGUCCAAUAUGGAACGACUGGGUAAAGAAGGCUGGGUGUUUUCGUGGGACCCAGUGGUAGUGGAAGAUACGCCGAUGUGGUUUCCUUGGGCUGAGAUCGACUUUCAACACGUGCAUUGGCACACGCUUACCAACGAAUGCAUGGAGUUUAUGGUCUCUCUUAUCAUUCUCGGAGCACUCAAAUACAGUGUCGCUACCACGUCACUUUCGACGCUUUUCGGACGGGAAAUCUCUCCAGAUAACGAGAUGCGAGUGAUCGGAUUGGCCAAUCUCGCUAGUGGCUUGAUGGGGUGUUGUGGAGGCUGUCACUACCUGUCUGCUAUGGGCAUUAUGAAGCAAUUUGAGGCUCAUGAGAAGGUCCCAGCUUUGGUCUGUGCCUUCCUGGUUGUGGUGCUGUGGAUGGUGGGUAUCCGGAUGCUUCAAUUCGUACCCAAAUUCAUCUUCGGCGGAUUGCUGCUGAGUGUUGGACUGCACUUUUUAGAGGCCUAUUUGGUGACCCCAUUCCACUUCCUCAAGCCUAUUGAAAAGGCCACAGUUGUGCUCAUUACGUCGAGCUUUUUGAUUAUUGGCAUGUUGGAGAGUGUAGCUCUGGGUAUCACUAUCUCCAUGAUCGAACUCAUCUGGCGUAUCCACGCUGUGGGUUGUGUACACCACGAAACAACUGGUGCAUUAACUCGUAGCGCAGUGGACCGUACGCCCGAACAAACGGCGUAUCUCGACUCGGAAGGAAGCGCCAUUUUCGUGUUACGACUCCAAGGAUAUCUGUUUUUCGGAACGUCAGUCAACAUCUUGGAGCGUAUGGACACUCGCGUGCAUUCGCUGGAUUUCCCCAAACUCAAGUUCGUGGUUAUUGACUUCGGACUUGUCCCGAGUUUUGAUGCUACUGCGUUACUCAAUUUCCGCAAAACUUCAGCUCUCGCAGACAUGUACAUGUUCGACAUCUACUUCUGUGGCCUCAAACCGGAGAUUGAGUGUGCACUUCGACAAAAUCACUACUCGCGACGUGUGCAUUUACUUAGUAGCGACGUGGAUAUCGCACUGGAAAUCUGCGAGAACGAACUGCUUCCUGAUGAUAUUUGUUUAACGCCUCAAACUCCGAGACCUGGCAAGUCUUUGAACGAGUGGAAGGGGAAGAGUCAGUUGGAACUUUGGGAACAUUUCAUGACUGCGUCACCCGAACAUGACGGCACUGCGAGUUACCAGAAGCUGCUCCCUCUUGCGGCGUAUCUGGACAUUGUCGUGGUGCCCAAUGGGUCACAACUUGUGCCUGAGCGUCUGCGGGAUGACACGUACUUUAUCUGCUUUGGGUACAUGAAUUUUGUCACGGAUUCCGAGUUUUCGAAUGCACACAAUAUCCCUGGAAUCCGAUACUCGGAUGUUGUCUUUAAUCGACGUAAACUGUCGUUUGUGGUGCCGGAAGAAUCUCAGUGGACGCCGUUCACGACGUCCAAGUCGCGAUUGCUGAAGAUCGGGCCAGGUUCUAUCAUCACGCCGAGUGUGGCUGGUAUGGAUCCAGAUUACAAAUACUUCGCUACUUCAGACAGCGUAAUGUUGCGCUUAAGGGCUGCAGCGAUGGAGACUUUGGAGGAUCGCGCACCACACACGGCAGUAGCAGUGCUCAAGCUUAUCAAUAUGCGCUUGGCCUCAAGUUUCCGCCACUCCAGCAAGCGCGUCUCGCAAAUGUCUUCGCUGCUGUACAAGUAG